Histoplasma mississippiense is the source of this 897-nucleotide messenger RNA. RefSeq lists its product with no specific name. The record is from RefSeq and is a predicted model, not a curated record. Gene Ontology annotation, cellular component: cytoplasm; nucleus. The coding region runs from base 1 to 897 and encodes 298 amino acids. Gene Ontology annotation, biological process: intracellular signal transduction; protein phosphorylation. The transcript is spliced from 8 exons. Lineage: Eukaryota; Fungi; Ascomycota; Eurotiomycetes; Onygenales; Ajellomycetaceae. Gene Ontology annotation, molecular function: protein serine/threonine kinase activity; ATP binding.
AUGGCUGCUUCAAGUUUCCAAGCUUUCUGCGUCUGUCUCGUUAAGAGCAAGGAUAUACAAACCUACGCCCCGUCAAGAUCAAGGGUUCCAAUAUCAUCUGAUCGCUGGCUUGCAGGAUGCGUUCCUGUCAUUCGGAGGGAAUUUCACCAAGGCAUGACUCUUGAUCAAUGUCUUGCAUCCAGUACGCUCCAGCAAUGUGCAAGAGUUUUCUUCUAUCAACUCCUGCGGGGAUUGAAAUAUCUUCAUUCCGCAAACAUAGUGCAUUGCGACUUGAAACCAUCCAGCAUCCUCAUUACCCGAGGCUGUGACCUGCAAAUAACCGGCCUGGACCACUCACGAAUUCAUGGUGAGAGAGUUACGAUAGAUCAUGUUUACGACAACGCAAACCAAUGCUAUCAGGCUCCAGAACUCAUGUUAGAUGCACAGACUUAUCACCCUGCCAUGGACAUGUGGGCGGCGGGCUGUGUCCUUGCGGAAAUGAUAAAUGGCUGUCCCCUAUUUUCCGAAGAACGAUGCACGAACCAACUAUACGCCAUUAUUAAGUUGUUUGGGUAUGCACCAGGCGAUCUGAUGGAUGGGCUCAGUAGUGGGAAUUCUUUACCAGCUCGCGAUUGGAAGCCUUUGAGAAAGCAUAUCUCCACGUCCGAUAAUGAAGAACAACUGCUCGACUUCGAUCCAUCGAUAAGAUAUCCCGCCGCCCAAGCGAUCGAGCAUGUAUAUGUUUCACUUUACCAUGAUCUAGCGGACGAACUGACGUCUGACAAGACAUGGUCAGUCGCCGACUUGGAUUAUGCCGAGUGGCCGGUCAACGAUUGGAAAACCUUGAUUCUCUCCGAAAUUGUGGACCAUCAUGAGCUUAGAAACGGGUACCAGCAGCCGGUGGAGUGUUCAAAUUAA